Aspergillus piperis CBS 112811 is the source of this 2514-nucleotide messenger RNA. RefSeq lists its product as uncharacterized. The coding region runs from base 1 to 2229 and encodes 742 amino acids. NCBI's taxonomy places the organism in Eukaryota, Fungi, Ascomycota, Eurotiomycetes, Eurotiales, Aspergillaceae. The transcript is spliced from 4 exons. The record is from RefSeq and is a predicted model, not a curated record.
AUGCGGGCCUCGCCACAAGUACCGUAUUUGGAUUACAAACCUCGAUACGACGGCGGUGGGUUUGACGCCUUUCCCUCGCGAUGCGGAAUCGACACGGACAAACUACAACGAGGCGACCUCGGGGCGCAUACGAUCGACAGCAUCAUACCGUUUUUGCAGGAGUGGCUCUUCUUCGGCCUAUUGCAAGAAGUCUUCGAGGUCGCCCACGUUCAAUUUCGGCGGGAAGACUUCGUGGCCAAGGCCACCGCCAUACCGGGCCAAUACCGGAUAUCUACAGCAAACUUACCAAAAUACCUCUGGUCGUGGACUGCUAAUACUGUUUGGGUUCGGGACAAUUUUGGCGAAUUCGAUCACCAGAAGAGGAGGGUUGAAGAGGUCCUGAAGCUGAGCAACUUGUGCCUCAACGCCGUCAUUCGUCUCCAGGCCGCGCAGAGAGGGACGGAACCUGCUACCGGCCCUGUGUUGCUCUCUCUUGCAAUCGUGGGAGAAUCUUUAGACUCAGAGCGAGACACAGUAUUUCUCUCCCAGCGUGAGGAGUUCUACGGCACUUUAACAUGGGAGACCCCCGAAUUCUGCAGAAAGCUCCUCCUGGAGGCUGGAUGUUGCAUUGGCGAAGUCAACGCUCUCCGCAGGGACUUCCCGAGCGUGUCGUCCCUUUAUUAUCUGGCCACGUGGGAUCGUUCUGCAUCCAAAGCGGACCACUCUCAAUGUGCAGAGACGUGUCUCGCACGUCAGAUUGACGAGAAGACGUAUGCGACGAAACACACAGGCGAAGGCUGUUCCUGCCAUCAUCUUCCAAUCGACAUGACAGCCAUCUUCAACAUCGUGGACCAAGGGCAGAUUCCGCUUAUCUUGUUCUCUAAUGGAAAAGUUCGAGUUCAACAAUCACCCUCAGGCAACAUUGAUGAAGAUACACGUCCAGUCCCGUAUGUUGCCAUUUCUCAUGUGUGGUCAGAUGGCCUAGGCAACACGAAAGCGAAUACGCUGCCGCGGUGCCAGCUUGAGAAAAUCCAGCAGCUUGUCAAUGCGCUAUAUCAAGGAGUUUACGGACAUAGGAACGAAGUCCCGUUUUGGAUGGACACCCUCUGCGUGCCGCUGGAAUCAAUUUAUCGAAAGAAGGCUAUCCGGGCAAUGUCCGAGGUAUACAUGCGUGCUGAGAAGGUCCUGGUUCUGGAUGCUUCCCUGCAGAUUAUCGACGUCCGAGCACCCAUCCAUGAACGCAUGAUGCGCGUCGUUACUGCGCCAUGGGCGACACGGUUGUGGACAUUUCAGGAGGGGGUUCUGGCGGAGCAGCUCCAUUUCCAAUUCUGCGGUGGCACCAUCCGGCCGACUGCGCUGGAGGCAAGGUCGCAAACCGAGGGCAAAAGCCAUAUCGCCCUCGCCAACUUUCUCUGCCGUAACAAGUCCGCUCCAGAGCUACCAGGAGAGUCAACCCUCCUGAGGCUAGAGAUUGGGAACGACAUGAACACACUCUUCCGCUCCCUGCGCGGGAACUUUUCAAGCCCCGUCUACCUCUCUGGGGUGAAGGCGAUGAUGAAGAUUCUCGGCGGCCACCACCUUCGCGACAUGAGCCCGUUCCCGAACCUUCACUCUCUACAACUUCCUUCCUCGGUCGGCAUCCGCACUACGAGCAAGGCCGAGGACGAGACCCUGUGCCUCGCGGGAGUUCUGGGGCUCGACGUCCAGCCACUCCUAGACUGCGAUAAAGCCGACCGGAUGAAAACAUUCGUGUCGCUCCUGGACACCAUUCCACCAGAUCUGAUCUUUGCGCCGGGCCCCAGGUUGCAGGACGCCGGAUACGGGUGGGCGGCGACGUCUUUCUUGGGCGCUAUCCACGAGCCAUUGACGCAGCUCAUACAAGCUUCUCGGCUCCUUCAGCCAGGCCUGCUACAGGCCCGGGGCCUGAGGGUCGUGCUGCCUGGGCUGAGGGUGAGGAAGUCGGUACUGCCGGAGAGCGAUGUCGUGUUCGCAUUUGACGGAUAUUCACGGAUGAAGCUCCAACUCACGCCAGGAGGUCGGUGGAGCACGUACAACGGAUCAGACGGUCUGAUGGUGAUGAUGUCACAAUAUACAGAAAGGGGCGCCGUGGUGCUGUUAGAAGAGAGGCUGGAGGGGACAUGGUAUGUGAAAUUCCAGGAGCUGCUUACGGUUGAGGUCUACGAGAGUGUAUUCGAGCCAUCCGUAUCUGCGGAGGAGCCGGAUGAUGACACUGUAUGGUGCGUCAAUUGAAUAAGUCGAAGAGAUGUUGUCUUCUAAAUGUCAGCAACCCAAUAUCAACGGGAAUCGAUGAUUCGGAUAUGGUAGCACUUAUACCCUUCCAAGCUUCAUGCUCUCGGUUGAUGUCAACUGCAGCGGUAUGCAAAGGUCACGGUCAAAAACUGGCAAGAAAACAUAUCACCUGAAGAUGGCUAUUUACAGUCAAAAACCAAGUGGUUGAAGAAUUGUUAAUCUGCGGUACCGGCUCUGGACCGGUGCGCCAUUGUUCAGGUUCCAUUGUUACAUUCGGCCAGCGGA